Messenger RNA from Linum trigynum, 992 nucleotides. The record is from the annotation of a GenBank genome assembly. NCBI's taxonomy places the organism in Eukaryota, Viridiplantae, Streptophyta, Magnoliopsida, Malpighiales, Linaceae.
GUACAGAAUUUCAUGGUUAUGGUGGUGGUUCUUAAGGCCUUAUUCCGCGCUCGUCAACUGCUGGAAUCUCAAGCUGCUGCUGCUGCACAAGACUUGAACUUGAUUGAGGAAGGAGUCCGAAGAGAUGAACCCACGCCAGAGGCUAGCGCAGCCAUCCCCCGAUUCUUCUACUCGUCGGCUAUCCGACAGAGAACUUAUGCAGGCCUUUUUGGGAAUUUUCCAGAACGCGAUUGAGAUUCUCAGCUCUCUGAGUGAACACUCUCCUUCCCUCAGGGGAGAGCUAACGCAAUUCUUCAGACAAGCAGUCGCCGAUGAAUUCCAACUACUAAUGGCGGACGAGCAAGAAAGAAGAACGGCGCAGACUGACCAUGUUAUCAUUGACAUCAUCGAUUCUGAAGAAGCGGAAACAGAGCCACCGUCGCCGGUCAUCAACGGAUCAGGAACGGAGCCACGUAAUCAGAACGAGCGAGCUGCCCAAGUCGAGGAUCGCAUCAUUCAUCGGGAAAUCGAGAUGACCAUUCCAUCUUUCAACCCGCUACCAUUUAUGCCCACUUUACGAGCUGGAUCGUCGCUGACCAACUUUACCGGCAGCGAAAGCAGUGCUACCCGGAGCAGAGGAGCGGCGAAGGAAACGGACGAUGAGGGCACUGGGAAGAGGAAGAAAGCUUGAAGCCCAUUGGAGACGCUAGAUAGAAUGCAGACGGGACAGAAGAUCAUACUCAUCAGUCCACUGAAUCGAUCUACCAACAGAAGAGAGGCUUGUUUUUUCUUCCUCACUUCGAUUGUUAGUUGUGCAGUUUUGACGGUUUACUUUCAGCUUUAGCUUUGGAUAUACUCGGGGAUGAUUUUCCCCCCCCCUUCUUUUGGUUGCUACUGAUCACAUCAUGAUGUAGUAGAAGAACUGAUUGAUUACUACUUCACAUUUCUUUAGCAUCAAUGUGAACUACAUCUCCAUAUAUGAUUGGAUGAUUGAAUACAAUGAAUGUUUAACA